Messenger RNA from Suillus paluster, 1477 nucleotides. RefSeq names its product kinase-like domain-containing protein. The transcript is spliced from 7 exons. Gene Ontology annotation, molecular function: protein kinase activity; ATP binding. The record is from RefSeq and is a predicted model, not a curated record. Gene Ontology annotation, biological process: protein phosphorylation. NCBI's taxonomy places the organism in Eukaryota, Fungi, Basidiomycota, Agaricomycetes, Boletales, Suillaceae. Bases 1 to 987 code for a protein of 328 amino acids.
AUGGGUAAUUGCUGUUCUCAGAAGUCUGUGCAGAGAAAUGACAGUUCCACUUCCCAGGCCCCUCACCGAGUUGAUUUCAAAAUUGAACCACCUAAUAUUCCUGAGAUAGAAAUCAAAAAGCUCGAGCUGUUCCCCAGUGGAACAGGAGGACUUGGUGAUGUCUGGAAAUGUUCUUGGUCUCGACAAUCCGGGACAUCUAAGGUAAAUACAUCUGCGAAUGGGUGGGGAUUCACAAUAUCCACAAUCUUCAAGGUUGCGGUCAAAUCAGUUAGAAUCCCUCAAGCAGGUGAUACUCAAGUGGUGGAUAGGGCAAGCAAGAGGAUUCGUCGCGAGGCUUAUGUUUGGAUCACUUUGGUGCAUGACAAUAUUCUCACCUUUAACGGAAUCAUCGAUGGCUUUGGGCUACUUCCGGCGCUAGUUUCUCCGUGGAUGGAAAAUGGGUCGCUCGACGUCUAUCUGAAACAGGGACAUGUACCUUCCAAGGGCGACAAACUGAGAAUGUUAAGACAGAUAGCGGCCGGCCUCAAGUAUUUACACGAUAAAGGGGUAGUUCACGGCGAUUUAACAUGUACCAAUGUUCUGAUUAACGACGAUGGGAAGCUCUGCCUUGCAGACUUCGGUCUCUCGAUGAUCCUUGCGGAAUCGCAAAACUCUACCUUUAAUUCAUGCCACCCAGGAAACGUGCGGUGGAUGGCACCUGAGAUGCUUGCUAUGCCUGAGCCAGGGGGAGUGGUGGUGCCAACCAAAGCCGCCGAUGUUUACUCAUAUGGUUGCAUCAUGCUUCAGUUGUUUUGUGGGCAUGUACCUUACCGCUGGCUAACGCAAGCGUUUCAUGUUAUUGCGGCAAGAGUCGCAGGAAUCGAACCCUUCCGCCAAAUCACCGAUGUUGAAGAGGGACAUAAGGAGUAUUCAUUGAAAUGUAUAUCUGUCAACGUCGGAGAUCGACCAGGGGCCUCCGGGAUUGUGGAGUUUUUAGGAGCAGAGUAACGACAAUGCAACAAACAGAGUAGUCAAGGAUGCUGUAUAUCGGAAUGACGUCUGCAUUUAACGCUGCCUUGUUUAUGUAUGUCAUGAGGAGUAAGGUAGUUUGCUGGCACAUAAAUGACUAUACCCUGUACACUAGGUGCCGACCUGUCGCGCUUAUAAUAGAGAAAUACUGAGAACAUACACUAACUGGUAUGAUGUAUAAAGGAUGCAAAAUCAAUGUUGAUAUAAAGAAGGCAGAAAAAAGGAUCGCUUCAAAACUGAGGCCUCAUCCAGACGAAGUCUCCUUCGACAGUGCUACUUGAAGGUAGUUUAGUACCCCGUCCACUGAUGGACGAACCUUGGUAUCGGCUGACCAACACCGCCGCAUGAAAUCCAAGUGAUUGGGCUGGAUUUCGAUGGUGGAGUCAAUGGGCUCUAGGUGUUUGAACCUUGCAGAAACAACGUGUAUAGCGGUCUUAAGCCACCAGUAGGGCUGUUUCCCAUACAGGAC